Molecule: messenger RNA, 2079 nt
Organism: Miscanthus lutarioriparius
Lineage: Eukaryota; Viridiplantae; Streptophyta; Magnoliopsida; Poales; Poaceae
Source: the annotation of a GenBank genome assembly
AUGCCGCACCACGGCAGCCACCGCCCGCCGGCGCCGGCGCCGGGUGGCCUCGUGUUCCCGCGCGCCACGUCCACCGUGGUGCCCGACCCGUCCCGCUUCUUCGCGCCGCCGCUCCUCGCCGCGCCGCUCCCCACCAACUCCUUCUUCCAGAACUUCGUGCUCAAGAACGGGGACCAGCCGGAGUACAUCCACCCCUACUCCGUCCGCUCCCCCGGCGGCGCCGCGCUCGACGUCUGCUACCCGUCGCGGAACCACUCGCCGUCCUUCGUCAUCCAGACGUUCGUCGCCGACCUCACCAUCUCCGACGCCGCCGGGAGCGCGGCGCAGCGCCACUGCGUCUCGGCCUUCGACGACCUCUCCGUCACGCUCGACGUCUCCCCGUCCCUCCGCGCGCACCUCGUCCGCGGAUGCCCCUACGUCACCGUCACCACCACGGCGGGGCCCGUCGACGUCUCCGUCGCGUCCGUCCACGCCUUCCUCGACGUCGCCUCCUGCGACGACUCGGGAACCAAGUGGCGCCUCCGGAUGAACAGCGGCCAGACCUUCCUCCUCUACGCGUCGGCCCCGAUCCGCCUCGCGCAGGCCACCACCACGCAGCUCUCGGCGCCCACCUUCGCCGGCGCCAUCCGGGUCGCCUACCUCCCCGACGCGUCCAUGGAGCCCAUCCUCGACCGCUACAGCCGCUGCUUCCCGACCGCCGGCCACGCCGCGCUCAACCGCCCCUUCUGCGUCGACUACGCCUGGCGCAAGGACGGGCCCGGGGAGCUGCUCAUGCUCGCGCACCCGCUCCACCUCCGCCUGCUCGCCGACGACUGCUGCGCCGUGCGGGUGCUCGACGACUUCCGCUACCGGAGCAUCGACGGCGAUAUGGUCGGCGUCGUCGGCGACGCCUGGGUCCUGCGCACCGACCCGGUGUCCCCGACAUGGCACUCCACCCGCGGCGUCAGCGAGGACGGCGUCGCCGAGGUCGUGGCCGCGCUGCGCGCCGACGUGGCCGGCCUCGCAUCCACCGCGAUCACCACCACCUCGUCCUACUUCUACGGGAAGGCAAUCGCGCGCGCGGCGCGGCUGGCGCUGAUCGCCGAGGAGGUCGGGUGCCCCGACGUGAUCCCGGCGGUGCAGCAGUACCUCAAGGCCGCCGUCACGCCGUGGCUGGACGGCAGCUUCCAGGGGAACGGCUUCUUCUACGACGCCAAAUGGGGCGGGCUGGUGACGCUGCAGGGGCUCAAGGACUCCGGCGCCGACUUCGGCUUCGGCAUCUACAACGACCACCACUACCACCUGGGCUACUUCCUCUACGCCAUCGCGGUGCUGGCCAAGAUCGACCCGUGCUGGGGCCGCAAGUACAUGCCGCAGGCCUACUCCAUGGUGGCCGACUUCAUGACGCUGUCGCGCAACAAGGCCGGCGCCAGCUUCACCCGGCUGCGGAUGUUCGACCUCUGGAAGCUGCACUCGUGGGCGGGGGGCCUCACGGAGUUCGCCGACGGGCGCAACCAGGAGAGCACCAGCGAGGCCGUGAACGCCUACUACUCGGCGGCGCUGGUGGGGCUCAGCUACGGGGACGCGCACCUCGUCUCCGUGGGCGCCACGCUGACGGCGCUGGAGAUGCUGGCGGCGCAGACGUGGUGGCACGUCCGGGAAGGGGAGGGCAUCUACGAGGACGACUUCAGCGGGAACAACCGCGUCGUCGGGGUGCUGUGGGCCAACAAGCGCGACAGCGGGCUGUGGUUCGCGCCGCCCGAGUGGAAGGAGUGCCGCCUCGGGAUCCAGCUGCUGCCCGUGCUGCCCAUCAGCGAGGCGCUGUUCCCGGACGUGGCGUUCGUCAAGGACCUGGUGGCGUGGACGCUCCCGGCGCUGGCGAGGGACGGCGUCGGCGAAGGCUGGAAGGGCUUCGUGUACGCGCUGGAGGGGAUCUACGACAAGGAGGCGGCGCUGACCAAGACCCGCGCGCUCAAUGGCCAUGAUGAUGGCAACUCGCUGACCAACCUGCUGUGGUGGCUCCACAGCCGCGGCAGCGUCGUCGGGGACGGGGACGCCGGGUUCAGCCGCUGCUGCUGGUACCGCCAGUACUGCCAGUGA